This is a messenger RNA of Trichoderma harzianum CBS 226.95, 670 nucleotides long. RefSeq lists its product as hypothetical. Bases 78 to 431 code for a protein of 117 amino acids. Lineage: Eukaryota; Fungi; Ascomycota; Sordariomycetes; Hypocreales; Hypocreaceae. The transcript is spliced from 3 exons. Gene Ontology annotation, cellular component: membrane. The record is from RefSeq and is a predicted model, not a curated record.
UCAACAGACGCGAGGCCCAUCAUUACAAGAGAUCUUCGUUUAGCGAGGGCGGCCGGUUCUGCCCUUUUUUUUACAUCAUGACCCCUCAAGACUGUAUUCAGCAUUUCGUAACCGAACAUCCCAUCGAAGCGGCGAAGCUACUUGGCGGAAUAACCGUCACCGCUGCCCCUGUGGCCGUUGCCGUUCCCUUGUUGGGCGCACUUGGCUUUGGAGCUGUUGGUGCAGCAGGCGGCUCUCUGGCUGCAACCAUCCAAGCGAGCAUAGGCCCCGUUGCGGCAAAGAGUCUGUUUGCCAUUUUGCAGAGUGCGGGAGCUGGAGGGAUAGGAAUGGCCGCUGUAAAGACAGCCAUUCUAGCUGCUGGAGGAGCGAUGACUGCAGGGCCCGUACACACGCUUCUGCAAUGCUUGAGCAGCAAUGACACGGCAACGUGACGCUGGAAAGCGAGUUUCAGAUAGAGGAGGGGAGGCGAAAAGAUGAUCAUCUAAGCACGGUACGAGUAUCUCUAUGGUCUUGCUAAAAAGAUAAUUGCAUUAGCUAGUUGUCUAUUCAUGUACGAAUCUUUGCUACCCAACGAGCAUGGACCCUGUAUCUCUCCUCAUCCUCCCUUGCGUCCUGCAAGUGUCUCAUCCGGAGACGAGCUCGUCUCUGGACGCAAUCUCCUGCUUUGUCU